ACAUGAAAGUUAUAGGGCUGUUUGUUGUUGCUUUUAAUUCCAACCUGCCAUUUGCUGUAGCUUUAUUUUUCUUCUAGGAGAAACUUUCUGCUACAGUUUCUCUCAUUACUGGAAAACACACGCUUUUAUUCCUAAAACCAAUUCUGUAUAUCCUUUUCCCACCAAAACUGCCAAGUCUACAGUAAUAGAACUAAGCCUACAAAAACAUAAACAACACAAGAAAACUUGUAAAAGUCAAGCUAAUAGAAGACAUCUAUUAAAAGCACAAACCUACAAACAGCUAAACAUAGACAUGCUGUUCCUGUGUAUCAUUACUUUCCUCCAUGCAAAAGGCAGGGAACCAGCUAGCUUUGUUUAUUCAAACAACAGUGUGCAGGAAACUGCCCUAAGUCUGAGGCUUGUAAAUUAAAGCUGCAGACUAUGUACACAUGUUAAAGCACCCAGGGAAUUUUUCAACUCAUUUUACAAGCUGUUCGUGAAAUUUCAUUAUCCAGUGUAAACAGUCAUUGAACAUGAAGGAAAAGUGCAACCUUAGAAAAAUCAGUGAACAAAUCAAGGCUAAAAUUGUACACUGCAAAAACAAACUUCCGCUCUGAAAGCCAAAUCCUCCAAACUGGAGAGGCUGGCAAAGCUACUCCUUGCAGCUGUAAGCUACCACCCACCAUCCCGUCCCGCGCGCCCCCCCCCCAGUUAGGAACUAACUUUGCUAAACUUAAGGAGUGCCUACAAGGAAAGAAAUCCCUUUUAAGGAAGCAUUUCAUGAAAGUCAAGUACUGCUAUUCUACAUGCCCAUUCCAUUCCCUUGUAGAAACAGAACAAGAGUUUCAUGCAUGCAUGUUUCUUUUCCUUUCGCUGUUCUUAGCUUCUGCAGCAGUUGUUCGCCAAAAAUAAACACCAUUCCACAACCAUAUAUGUGCAACAGCCUUCUGGUGAUUCUGAGCCCCCUCCAGCACUGCCGUUAUUCUGCAAGGCCAGGAGACUGUCUUCUUUCUCACACUCUCUGACGGGCUAUGCAUAUAACCCAGCUGAAUCGGGAAUGCCUUUUACAUCUAUUUUCUUUUCUGGACAAAAAUAGUAGGAAAUGUCUAGCAAAAACAUGUCACAAGUUGCUGGAAGUGUUUCAGGAUCCUUUACUGUGGUCUUUGUUACACUUUCAUUCUCCAGCGGAACUAAAGAAGGAUAAUUUUCUCCUGGGACCUGCUUUAAAAUACUUAUCCAUCUGCUGGUAUUCAGAGAGAGUCAAGGUGUGUAACAUUGAGGACUGGAUGAAAAACAAUUUCCAGAAAGACUUCUGUAACAGGCAUGAAAACACUGUCAAUGAUUUUUUACUAGAAGUUUGCAACAGAUGUCCAAACCUGCUGUCUCUGACCCUCUCUGGAUGUGGCCAUGUUACAGACGAUUGCAUCUUGCUUCUGCUCAAGAACUGCCCAAACCUCAAGACACUCAAACUGGAAAACUGUGUGCGGAUCACUGACCAGACACUAGAAGCAGUGACCCUCUAUGGGGGAUCACUGCAAACGCUCCACGUGGAUUUCUGCCGGAACAUAACACAAACUGGUCUAGAGAGAGUCAGGGAAAAAUGUCCUUCGGUAAUGCUGAGAGCAGAGAGAAGUGCUAACAUGAUUCCAGACAAUAAGCCAGAAAAAAAGCUGAUGCUUGAAAAAGCAUCAAGACAAUGGGUUCAGCUUUAAGUGCAACAAAUUGUAUAAACUCAGUCAAUGUGGGUUAUUUUACUUCCACUCUCCUCUUGGGUAGCAUUGCUUCAAUGAACUGUGGCUACUUUCCUGUAUUCUGGUUUAAGUCCAAACACAUGGUUGAUAUGUUUUGUAAAGGCUGCACUGGGAAAAGGCAUACAUCUCCACCAGGACAGUCUUAAGAGAAGAAACCUGCUUGCUUUCUGUUGUUCCCUGAAAGUGGGAAACCCUACAUUGCUGUCACAAAAUGCUAGACCAGAUUAAGGCUGAAAACUGCAAUUUUGGUACCCUCUUGUCACAGAUGAGUGGAAUGCAACUCACUCAAAAGAGAGAAGUAGCAGUAUGUUUUAUUGAGGUAAAAUAAUAAUUUGACAGAUUUCAAUAAAUUUGAUGGAAUUUAACAAAGUUUAACAGUGGUUUGACAAGGUUCAGUAAGUUUGAGGGCAAGGUUCACCUUAUUAAUUACUGCAUGGAAGAAACAUAUGAAGGAAAAAUGAGUUAGAACUGAGUUAGAAUGAUUCACACAAAGACCAGAGACACAAAGAAUAAGGGAGACCCUCCC
Molecule: messenger RNA, 2256 nt
Organism: Haliaeetus leucocephalus (bald eagle)
Lineage: Eukaryota; Metazoa; Chordata; Aves; Accipitriformes; Accipitridae
Gene: FBXL22
Product: F-box and leucine-rich repeat protein 22
Exons: 2
Coding region: 1011-1691 (226 amino acids)
Molecular function (GO): protein binding
Source: RefSeq, a predicted model, not a curated record